Molecule: messenger RNA, 2653 nt
Organism: Cottoperca gobio
Lineage: Eukaryota; Metazoa; Chordata; Actinopteri; Perciformes; Bovichtidae
Gene: clic5b
Product: chloride intracellular channel 5b
Exons: 6
Coding region: 1-1272 (423 amino acids)
Source: RefSeq, a predicted model, not a curated record
AUGGACAACAUAUAUGACACAGUAGCUGAGGCUAGUGUGCAUGAAGAGCGCCGCGAUGGAUCCGACAGCCCCGACCGAGAGCCCAAAUAUGAGAGCUCAGGUGAGGCGAAGGAGCCGCUGUACAGCGAGGUGCAGGUCCACGUGUCCACCAAGGGAGAGGAGCGCAGCUCGCCGGACUACAUGGCCAUCAGAGACGAGGACAAACACAGCAGCUCGUCCUCUUCAUCCAGCGACGAUGAAGAGGCUAAAACUGAGGAAGUGGCAGAGGUGUGUGUAAAGCCAGAGCCAGAGGUGGAAGUCGAGGUGAAGGAAGUUAACGGCGGAUCCAGGCGCUCAUCGGCCUCCUCAGCAUCCUCCGCUUCCCCCGGAGACCCGUGCGACGACCCGCCGAUCCAGCACGAGCUCCAGGAAGAGGAGAACGCAGAGAAUGGGAUGCUGAUGUCGUACACUCUCCCCAGCACUGACACCACGCCAGAGGAGGCUGUCGACUUCAGCCUGAAAACUCUGGAGAAUGUCACUCUGCAUGACAGCAGCGCUGCGCCGGCGGAUCCCAGCCAGCCUGACAUCUCUCUGUUCGUCAAGGCAGGCAACGAUGGAGAAAGCAUUGGCAACUGUCCCUUCUCUCAGCGCCUCUUCAUGAUCCUCUGGCUCAAAGGAGUCGUGUUCAACGUCACAACCGUUGACCUCAAAAGAAAGCCAGCAGAUCUGCACAACCUGGCUCCAGGGACACACCCUCCUUUCCUGACAUUCAACGGAGAAGUCAAGACCGAUAUCAACAAGAUCGAGGAGUUUCUGGAGGAAACGCUCUGUCCUCCAAAGUAUCCCAAACUGGCAGCCAGGCAGAGAGAGUCCAACACAGCUGGAAAUGACAUCUUCGCCAAGUUCUCAGCCUUCAUCAAGAACACCAAACCAGAGGCCAACGCCGUUCUAGAGAAAGGUUUGAUGAAGGCCCUGAAGAAGCUGGAUGACUACCUGAACAGCACCUUGCCAGAUGAGAUCGACGCAGACAGCAUGGAGGAAGAGAAGGGCUCCAACAGAGACUUCCUCGACGGAAACGAGCUCACUCUCGCAGACUGCAACCUGCUGCCGAAACUGCACAUAGUUAAGGUUGUCGCUAAGAAGUACCGCAACUACGACAUCCCCUCAGAUAUGUCGGGGGUGUGGCGGUAUCUGAAGAACGCCUACUCACAUGACGAAUUCACCAACACCUGCGCUGCUGACUCCGAGAUCGAGACCGCCUACAAAGACGUGGCGAGGAGACUGGCCAAGUAACUCGCCAAGCGACCCGAGCUCAGACAAAAUAAACUAGUAACACAACACACAAAAAACAUCACUUUUCAACAUACAUGUGACAUGUGACCUUUUGAGUCUUCUUCAUUGGUAUUUUCAGGAACCAGAUUUUUUUUUUUGUCUGUCAUAGUCAGAGGUUGCUGGGUGGCUGUGAGAUGUUAUAGGCCCACUGCGUUACAGCUGUACGUGGUGUUGCAGAAGAGAAGUGGAGCGGACGAUAAAUCAAGCAGAGUUAACUUAAUUCACAGGUUUAAACCACGCUCAAAUGUUGCUGCCGUAAAACUUCUGACAUAACACUUUUCAAACAUGAUUGUGUCCCGUCUGUAUUUAUUUCUCAUAACACAAAGCUCUCUUUCAUACAUACUCCAGCGGUCCGCACGGCCAAACAUUUUACUAGCUGCUGAUGUCAGGGUCGUUCACUUUAUUUAUUCCUAAACCCACAGAAGUCUAGUCUGACUCCAGUGUUUAUUAUCAAGCUUUUGGCUCCAGGGGGAGACACCUUGAUUCAUCUAUGAUUGAUGAUUGGCACUAUAAUCUUAUUUGCUGAAUAUGACUGUUGUGAUCUGCAAAUUAAUUUUGAUUGUCAUUACUGUCGGUGUUGCUUGUUUGUUUCCUCGAGCUUGUACGCAUCUUGAAAUUCACUCCUGCUUCUGAAAGAUUGAUUUGAAAGAUUGAUUUAAAUAAUACGUUUAUAUGCUCAAUGAUGUUAGUUGCAAAGAUUUAGCUGACAAGGGCAUUGAUAGCUCAGAACAAAGCUUGUUUCUGAUUUGUUUGCGUGCAUGAAUCUGUUUUAAAUUGUUAUAUUUAAGAGCUUCUUUUCAAGAUGUGAAAAAUACUCAACGAUGUGCCUUUAUUUGGAAGUAUCAAAAAUCCACGCCAAUGUCACUGAUGGACUCAAAAAUGUAUUGCAGCCAGAGCUGAGACAUUUGUUCUGCCUCUAGCUAUUAGUGUUCAGUGUAGGUAUUGAUUUUGUCUUAAGUUUCACAUGAUAUUACGAAUGGAGAGAGUAUUUAUUUAGCAGCCCCAAUCAGGCCUGAUUAGGGAGAGCCAUUAGGGCUGCGAUGAAAAGCGUCUUCCAGGCCAGGUCCACAAUGGUCAGGAGGAGCCGUGCCCUCCAGCCCUUCAUCAAAGAGACAUUUCCUCCGCUCUUUGGAGCCUAUCAACAUCCGCAGGCCAAAGUUCAAGUUCAAAAGUUUCAUUGUCCAAGCAGAGAGAGGAUGGAAAUUUGUCUUGGGGGCUUAUCGUCUUUGGCUUCGUGUCAGGCUGCAACUAUAGCGAGACUUCCUUGAAGAACCAUAAGGCUCUUGUGUGGUUUGGACAAACAUAUGAUAUGAAAUUGGAGCAUGAUGACUGAGAGCCUUGC